Molecule: messenger RNA, 150 nt
Organism: Plasmopara halstedii
Lineage: Eukaryota; Oomycota; Peronosporomycetes; Peronosporales; Peronosporaceae
Exons: 2
Coding region: 1-150 (49 amino acids)
Source: RefSeq, a predicted model, not a curated record
AUGAAUAGUAGCGAUUCGUGCUAUAAGUCGUUCAUGGAAUUUUGCACGAACAAGGCCGAACUUAGCAAAUCCACUUUGUCCGAGAACACGGCUCUUGCCGACUAUAACGAGAAAAAUCCGAAUGCAGCUAAGACUGCCCGCUGUUCUUAG